Pleuronectes platessa (European plaice) is the source of this 2283-nucleotide messenger RNA. RefSeq names its product arginine vasopressin receptor 2a, duplicate a (gene avpr2aa). The record is from RefSeq and is a predicted model, not a curated record. Lineage: Eukaryota; Metazoa; Chordata; Actinopteri; Pleuronectiformes; Pleuronectidae. Gene Ontology annotation, biological process: positive regulation of vasoconstriction; regulation of systemic arterial blood pressure by vasopressin; G protein-coupled receptor signaling pathway. Gene Ontology annotation, cellular component: membrane. The transcript has 7 exons. The coding region runs from base 511 to 2073 and encodes 520 amino acids. Gene Ontology annotation, molecular function: vasopressin receptor activity; peptide binding.
AGUAAGGUGGGAGGUAAGAGCGGACGGAGCUCAAAUUCAUUUCUGCUGGUGUUGGGGGCACAGCACGUUGCAAGAGCCUAACGUGACGCACGGGGAGCCGGGACACACACACACGCCGGACGGCUAUCGAAUGGAUUACCCCCCUGACACAGGCCUUUGAACUGCAACCCAGCAAGAACAAUCCAGUCAGCAGAUGCAGUGAGGAGCUGUUCAAACCCUUCAGAACUUCCAUGACACUUUGACCAAAAGAGGGGAAAAGUAGCUUUGAUUAAAUAGCUUUUUUUCUUUUUUUUUUACGACUCUUGCUUGAUUCAUUCAGAUUCACUGAGCAGAGGGACUUGGACUGUCAGAGCUGCUAAUGGGAAUAUUUGUUCUGGGUUAACAUUGGACAUCACCUGUCACUCUGCCGUGCCACUGGAGUGGAUCAGACUCACCAAGAGGAGACACAAAACACGACCACGAGAGUUAAGGACACGCGUGAGAAAGCUUACCAUGCACUGAGAACAAGGAAUGGAAAGCAUCAGUGUGGACACAGACUGGGAUGGGUUAGCUCUCUCCUCUCUGGUCACCACGGGAAGGAGCAGCCUCUCCUCCUCGCCCCUGCUCGUCUCCGAGCUGAACUCGGUCAACGCCUCCCACAGCGGGGGGUCCCUCUUUGGGAUAUUCCCUGACAAUGGCUCCAUCACCACACCUCACACCCUGCCCCAGCCCAGGACCAGGGACGUGGGCCUGGCCAGGGCGGAGAUCGCGGUGCUUGGGGUGGUGCUGGCUUUCGCCACCCUGGGGAACAGCUUUGUGCUGUGGGUGCUGCUGAGGAGGAGGAAGCACAAUGCACCCAUGCACGUGUUCAUGGUCAAUCUGUGUGUGGCUGACCUGGUGGUGGCCCUCUUUCAGGUUCUUCCUCAGCUGAUAUGGGACAUCACCGAGAGGUUCCAGGGACCAGACGUGCUUUGCCGGGCCAUCAAGUACUUGCAGAUUGUGGGCAUGUUUGCUUCGUCUUACAUGAUAGUUGCCAUGACAGUAGACCGGCACCGUGCCAUCUGCUGCCCGUUGCAGGCCUACAGAGGGGGAGAGAUGUCCCGCUGGAACACCCCUGUCAUGGUGGCUUGGGCUUUGGCACUUGUCCUCAGCAUACCGCAGGUGUUCAUCUUCUCUCGCGCGGAAAUGGAGACUCCGGGAGACUUCGAGUGCUGGGGUCAGUUCGUUGAGCCGUGGGGGCUGAAGGCCUACGUCACCUGGAUGGCUGUGGCUGUCUUCCUCCUGCCCGCCCUCAUCAUAACCAUCUGUCAGAUAAGGAUCUUCAGAGAGAUUCACAACAACAUCUACCUGAAGUCAGAGAGGAUGGUGAUGGCUGAGAAUAAGAAGAGGAAAAUCCUCUUCCGCUUCCACAGCUUCAAGAAGGAGGACGAGCGGGCGAAAGAGAGAGGAAGACGGGCAUCCGGAGGGGGGGGCAGGGACGGGCGAGGCCAGCAGCCCUUGAAGGGUGUGAAUAACAGCCCUCACAAUAACAUGCUCGACAGCCAAGCGGGAGAGUGUUACGAUUAUGCACCACCUGCCAUCCAGUACAACAGUUGUCGUGGUGAACAGGCGACAACAGCAACAACACAACAGCAGCAGCAGCAGCAGCAGCAAACAGUGAACAGCUCAGAUUGCCAGGACUCAUACACCUCUUACGUGCUGGUGUCAGGCUCACCCCGCUGCUCCCUUGACUACGUCCCCCCUCCCCGACCAUCCACUCCACCUCCGAGCAUCACCAGAGCCAUGUCCAAGACCGUGAGGAUGACUCUGGUCAUUGUGCUGGUCUACACUAUCUGUUGGUCCCCAUUCUUCAUCGUCCAGCUGUGGGCAGCCUGGGACCCCAACCCUCCUGACCAAGGAGUGGCCUUCACCAUCCUGAUGCUGCUGGCCAAUCUGAACUCGUGCACCAACCCAUGGAUCUACACAGCCUUCUCCAGCAGCGUGUCCCGGGAGCUGCAGAACCUGCUGAACUGCUGGUCGCGACCCGGCCGCCGGGGCUCCCUGCCGGACGACUCCACCACAACACACACCUCCAUCAAGGACAGCCAGUACUGACAGGGGCUGAUGAGACAGCAACAUGACAUGUUUGAAAAGACACGCAUGGCCGCAUGUGUGCUCGGAGCAAGGACACCACCAACACCACCUCCAGCAUCUCAGCCCUGACAGCAGAGAGCGCUGACCUCCACCAGAUGUUUCCAGCAACAAAGUACAGCUGUACCGUCAACAGGAUCUCUGCCUUUAAUCACCUGUCCACCCCCCCCCCCC